CGCUCGAGUCGUAAGGCCUGUUUGGCAGUGAAAAUUGUUUGUUUUCCAAGAAAAUUGCAACAUCGCAACAAGUGCAGUGUUGUGCAUAUGCGUGUGCAUUAAUUAUACGCAAAUAACAGUGCUUGUGCAAACGUAACGGCUCGUAAAACAACGACAAAAAUACCAGUUUGCAAUACAGUUUACUUCAUUUCUUCGUUCGUUUUUUUUUUGCAUUCCGUUGCUCACAAACGUCGACGGCGACGACGACGGCGUUGCGCUGCCAACGUUGACUGCGCCGACGCAGCGUCAGCAGCCAAAACCGUGCGCGAAAUGUUUUACAAUAACAACCAGCAACUACAACGUCAAUAAUUAUUUAAUUACCACUUUAAUUAAAUUAACGCGUUACACAUUGCGCUGAGAGCGUAAAAGGCUUUUCAAAAGGUAGUAGCUACCUCAUCUACUGCUUUUUUCAAGGUGUAGUGUGCAGAAAACAAGUGUCAAGUGGAACGAUUAUUUCUUCUCUGUGGAUUAUUGUUUUUGUUUUUGGAUAUAAAAAUCGAGUGGCGCACCUAAAACGUGCAGAAAAGAAUCGCACGUACAUCAUACGUAAAGCCCAUAUACCUAGAUAUAUACACACAUAUAUAUUACACACACAUACGCAACAUAAACGACGUCACACUGGAGUCACAAAUUGUACCAUAAACAUUCCAACAAACGAAAGGAGCCCCAAUAACUCCCUGCUUUCCCCCUCUGUACAGUAUGUCACAUGAUAGAAAAAUGUUGGAUCGCGAAGCGGUACGUUCAGUGAUACAACAAUGGAACGCCAAUCGUUUGGAUCUAUUUGCGCUCUCCGAACCAGAUGAGAACCUGCUCUUCCAUGGCGUUAUGCGCUUUUAUUUUCAAGAUGCAGGCCAAAAGGUAGCCACUAAAUGCAUACGCGUCGCCUCCGAUGCCACAGUUACAGAUGUCAUAGACACGCUUAUUGAAAAGUUUCGGCCCGAUAUGCGCAUGCUUUCGGUCCCAAAUUAUGCGCUCUAUGAGGUGCAUGCGAAUGGCGAGGAGCGUCGUUUGAAUGCCGAUGAGAAACCCUUGCUGGUGCAACUUAAUUGGCACAUUGAUGAUCGCGAGGGUCGCUUUCUGCUCAAAAAUAUCGAUCAGAAGACAACGCCCAUUGAGCAAUCAGACUUGAACUUUAAGCGCAAGCUCUCCAAGCGCGAAAAGAAGGAGCAGAAGAAAAAGGAAAAGCUCGCCAAACUUACUUCAGAUCCCAAUUUAACAAUGCAUGGCGCUGCUGGUGCUGGCAGUGGCAGCAAUUUGGGUCUGGGAGCCAAUGGCCUCAGCUCCAGUGGUGCCACACAUAUGAACGGUACCGCUGGUGGUGGCGAUGCUGGCGACGCUGUCGCUGGAAAACUAUAUACAGAAUUGCCCGAAACAUCAUUCACACGCUCGAUCUCAAAUCCGGAGGCGGUAAUGCGAAGGCGUCGGGUACAGAAACUGGAGAAGAAACUGCAACAGUUUCGUUCGCGAGAUGGUGGACCAGAUACGGGUGGUACGCUGAAAAUAUAUGGCGAGAGCUUGUGCCAAGAUGUGCCUUACAAGACGCUAUUGCUCUCCAUACGUGACUGUGCACAGGCAGUUGUACGUGAGAUGUUGACCAAAUAUGGAUUGGAGAAGGCGGAUCCCUUGCAUUAUUGCUUAGUGCAGGUUAACAGCGAUGGCACGGAAUAUAUACUCGACGAUGACGAGUGCCCGCUAUCGAUACUCAUGAAUCAUCCCACGUCGCGCGGCUCCAUUAUGUUCCACGUGCGUCGUCGGCCGGCGGAUUCACAACCACGUCGACGCAAGAAAAAGCCACUGGGUGCUUCCAAUGGAGCCAAUCACAUGUCCAGCGAUCGCGAGGGACCAGUCCUUGUCGAGGUAACGCACAGCGGCGAUGGCGGGAGACGCAUUAAGCUCGGCAGUGAUCCCGUGGAGGUGGGCUCGGCCAAUACGAAUUGCUUGCAGCUCUUCGGACCCUCCAUACAGCCCCGACAUUGUCUCAUCUCGCUGCACGAGGGUGUGUGCACUGUGACGCCGUUGCACACGGAUGCCUUGACCUUUGUUAAUGGACAUCACAUCACGCAGCCGACCAUUUUGCAUAACGGUUCGGUUGUCAUGUUCGGACGUGUAGCCUCGUAUCGGUUUCUGGAUUCGCCCACAGAUGGACGUUACAAUUUGGCUUUGUCUCAAUCGCAACUGGAUUCGGCAUGCCUAUAUGAGAGUCGUUCACCCACUUCACCGGGCUCGUGGAACGAUGAGGAUGGCGCGCUCAGCUCGACACAUAAAAGCGAAUACGAGCAGCAUCAGCAGUCGAGUCAUAGCGCUGGUUUUCACAACUCCACGGAGCACACGCUGCACUCUCUGCGCGAUGUGGUGGACAGCAAACAUGGUGGUCAGGAGACGGCGGCAUCGACAGCGGCGACAACGGCGAAUUCCAACUACGAUGGACAGAGCAUUGAAGGUAAUCUGGAGAAUGAAACCAAAUCCAUUUCGAGCAUGAAAUCCAGUGGCUCGAACAGUCAAGACAGAUCCGCAAAAAUGCCCGGCCCCGGUUUACUGGCCGGCAGCAGCGGAGGAGGAGUGGCAGAUGGCCAAGGACAGGAGCCCAUUCUGCCAGCAGUCCUGGAAUUCCCGGAGACACAUCAAGAGCUGUUCUUGCGUCACAUCAUCAGCGAGUUGGACGUCAAUGUGCCCCACUUUAAGCUGGCUCCCGUCUAUUCCCUUUACUUGUGUGCCAGAUAUCGCGCGUCCACUCAUUACCGUCCAGAAUUGCAGCCCACGGAGCGCGCUCACAAGCUAACCAUAUUUCUGCAUCAUGUUGCUAAUCUCGUUUAUACAGUGGUCCAAGAGCAAUACACAGAUCCGCGCAUAUUGGCCUUUUGGAUGGCGAAUAGUUCGGAAUUUUUGCAUUUCCUCAAAUCGGAUCGUCACAUCAGCGCGUUCAGUGUACAGGCGCAGGAGGUGUUGGCGGAGAGUGUACAGACCGCCUUUCGCAAUCUGGUCAACUGCUUUCGACUUGAGUUGUCGCAGACCUUGAAUCAAUUCCUCUCCGAGACCAUCGAUCACGAUUCAGCGGCGGGACUAGUGUUGACCGUAUUGGGCUCGGCAAUGGCUCUAUUGCGUCGCUGUCGCGUCAAUGCAGCGCUAACCAUCCAGCUGUUCUCCCAGCUGUUCCACUAUAUCAAUGUUAUCUGUUUUAAUACGAUCGUGGCAAACUCACAUAUGUGUACUGCAGAUUGGGGCAAGGUGAUGACCGAGCGUCUGCAGCUGCUGGAACUUUGGGCUGAGCGUCAGGGUCUGGAGUUGGCAGCCGACUGCCACCUGGCCAAGAUAAAUCAGUGUGCGCAGUUUCUGCAAGCGCCCAAAUCCUCGGUGGAGGAAAUUCAACAAUUGGCCUGCUCCUGUUUCCGCCUCAACUCCCUGCAAAUGGGUGCCUUGCUGCAGCAAGAGAAAAUUCCGCGGAAUCUGGUGGACACGGCGAUACGCAUGGCUGAAUCGGUAGCCGAUGAAUUGACACGUGCCGAUGGCCGUGAAGUGCGCCUGGAGGAAUCACCAGAAUUGCAUUUGGCGCUGCUGCUGCCCGACGACGGUUUCAGCUGCGAUGUGGUGCGUGGCAUACCCACAGGGCUUGUGGACUUCCUUAAUCCGUUGCAACAGCAGGGCAUGUGCCGACUGGCCGCACAGCCCACUUCCAUUGGACUCUGGACCGUCUAUAUGCAUCAGUUUAAUGCACGCUCCUCGAGCGCCAUGUCGAACAAGUUACCGCAGCCCGAGGUACAAUUAAUCAAAUUACAUAAGAACUCUAAUGGCAUGGGAUUGUCCAUUGUGGCCGCAAAGGGUGCGGGACAGGAGCGUCUUGGCAUCUAUAUUAAGAGCGUGGUGCCUGGUGGAGCAGCGGAUGCUGAUGGGCGUUUGCAGGCGGGCGAUCAGCUGUUGCGCGUUGAUGGACAGAGCCUCAUUGGCAUUACACAGGAGCGUGCUGCCGAUUAUUUGGUGCGUACUGGCCCCAUUGUCAGUUUAGAAGUGGCCAAACAGGGUGCAAUCUAUCAUGGAUUAGCCACGUUGCUGCAGCAGCCGAGUCCGGUCAUACAACGUGGUAAUCGCCGCAUGUCCGAACGCGAUUUAACGCGCAUGGGUGUUGGCAACCCUGAUGUCGGAAACAAAUCCCUGAGUGGGGCCCAGAGUGGUCCACUCAUUGCCCAAAGCCAUAACAGUCACAGUCACAGCCUCAAUCAGCACCUAAAUCUCAGCAAUAACAACAUCAACAGCAACAACAACAGUAGCAAUCCAUUAGCUGCACAUUUACAGAACAGUAAGUCGGUGCCGGCCUUGCAUCAUCACACCGGAUCUGGUACUAUAUCUCUGACCAAUUCCAAAUCACGCAGCACGCACAGUUUGCAUAACAAUACCACCAUCCCUGGUCAACCCAAUGGCGGUGUUGGUCAUCUGGCCAACAACAACAAUAACAACAACAGCAGCAGCAACAAUGGCAACGAACAGGGCUUCUAUCAGAAUCUGAGCGUGUAUCGGGCACAAAAUCAAAGUCAACCAAUUUUAAGCGAAAGGCCCCCCAUGUCGUCACAUACCGGAAUGAGCGCGUACAAUGGCAAUUCCCCGCACGGCGCACCAAACGCCAGUUUUGUAGCAGCAAAUGGCUUAAACCAGCAGCAACAACAGCAACAACAACCACCUUACCAGCAGCAUCUGCAACAGCAGGCGCAAGCACUGAGCUCUAAUCUAACACCCAGUCGACCUGUUUCUGCCUAUUAUCACAGCCAACAAAGCACUCAGCAGCAACAACAGCAGCACUUGCAACAGACACAUCCAUUGCAGCAAUUUGCGCCAAGCAUCAGUGCCAGCAGCAGUAAUCUAAAUGGCUUGCAACAGCAACAGCAGCAACAACAACAACUUGCAGCACAACAUGCGGCAACUCUAUCGCUCGGUAAUCGCGCCAAAAGUCAACAGAAUUUCCAACGCGACAUGCAGAAUCAACAUUCAUUGCGCAUGCAACAAAUGAUGGCGCCUUCAAUGCCCAACAUCAGCAACAUGUAUCAGCAGCAGCAACAACAACAACAACAGCAGCAGCAGCAGCAACAACAACAACAGCAGCAACAUUCAAUGCAACUGAACGUUAGCCAGAGUAUGCAGAAUGUGGCAGCUGCAGAUUAUUCGUAUCAAAAUGGUACUCUAGACUAUCCGCAACAUUCGCCAGCGCUGCGUGCCAUGUAUGCAGCAGACUUGCAACAACAGCAUUCGCCGGGUCAAACAAAUUUCAUAGCCUUGCCACCGAAACCUCUAGGCAGCUUGCAAUCACCCAGUAAGCAAAAUUUGGGACCACCCAGCACAGCACCCAAGCCUCAGCAGCAGCAGCAGCAACAGCAACAACAACAGCAGCAGCAGCGACUGCAACAACAACUGUUGCAUCAACAACAACAACAGCAACAAUUGCUGCAGCAACAGACGAACUAUUUGCAUGCCAGUGGCGCACAAAUGGGCGAAGACAAGCCACCACUACCGCCCACAGCCACACAUCCUUUGUAUAAAGCCACUCAGCAAUUGGUGCCGGGCAUGAAUUAUGUCGCCAGCACUCUGGAUCCACCCAAGGGCAGCUAUGUGCCGUCACAGCAGCAACAACAACAGCAACAGCACAAAAGCUAUCAGCAUGGCAGCAAUCCGUGGGAGCGUGAAGAGCGCGAAAAAGACCUGGAGAUGCGCCGCGAGCACAUCAGGCAAUGGCGGGAGCAACAAAUUGGAGAGCUCUCGUCCAUAAUGGCGCGCAGCACACAGCAGGAGGAGCAGCUGAAGACGCUCAUACUCGAGCGUGACUUUGAGCGUCGGGCCCAAGAACUGGAGGAGCAGGAGGACGAGAGCGAGACCCCAUACGACAAGGAUAAUGUGCAGGAAGUGUUUCGGUUGGCCAGUCAAGCGAGUGCCAUACAAACGCCCAUUACGAAUUUCCGACAAACCGAAAUCAAAAUUGCCUCCGUGCUGGACAAUGUUGGUGGCGUUGGGCCAACCACCGUGGGCAGCAGCGUUACAGAUAAUGCCACCAGCGAUUUGACAAUAACUGCGGCUACUCAACCGCCCAGCUCGGCAACGGCGCCGCCUGUGGUGGUCAGCAACAGCAGCAACACCCAACAACCCAAGAGCAUACUCAAGAACAAUCGUUAUUCGGAGGGCGGUUCCGGAGGCGUGGCCCCCUCCUCACCAUCCAAGUCACAAAAAUCUGCGAGCUUUGCUGAUGAGCGACACUUGCAAACCGAACAUCCCAUAUCCAGUCUUGCUAAGGAUCUGACACAGCUAACGCUAGAGAAAACCCAGAUUAGCAACAACAACAACAACAAUCAGAGUGAACCACUCGAUACAGUGCCACCACCGCCGCCACCAGAACGCAAUAGCUCUUAUCUGAUAAUGUCACAACAAAAAUUGCGCGGCAGCGGCUCCGGUCUAAGCUCCGUAAGCUCCGCCAUGGGUCUGCUUAAGACGGCGACCAGCAAUCAGGCAGCGGCUGUGGAGAUUAAGAAGUCAACGCUGCACAGCCAACACAACAACAACAAUAACAACACUAUAAGUGGUAGUCUCAACAAUAACAACAGCAUGCAAGCCUCUCCAUUGAGCGCAAUGGAAUUGAAUGCCGCCUAUGUGACGGCAAGUGGUGGAGGCGGCGGCACGCCCCUUCUGCUGCGUGACAACAAACGCGUCUCUUUCCACGAUGAGGACAACAAUUUUGUUGGCAUGGGCAGCCCACAACAACAACAUCAACUCCAACAAUACUCACCCUCCCUGCUCGACAAUUAUGGAGCAUUGGAGCAUCAAGAUUUAGAUACCAUACGCGAGGAUUUAGGAUACUUGCCCCACAACAUUGAUGCCUCAAUGCUGCCCUCCAUGCCCGCCACGCCCGAUGCCGCGCUCUGGAAUACCACCAGUGUACAGUCGACGCCUGGUGUUAUCGGCGCCCAAGAGGUUUACCGAGAUCCACGCCAACGUCGCUUGGCCGAGAAGCAGCAGCAACAACAACAACAACGCGCCAGCGAUGCGGUACCCGAAAAGCUGUCGUUUAAGGAGAAAAUGAAGAUGUUUGCCCUCGAAUCGGGUGACGAUCAUACGCCCAAGGACAAACUCAAAAUAUCGCGAGCGCAACGUGACAUUGAUGCGGUGCACUGAGAAACAGAUAGCAAUAGACAUUAUAUGAGAUGUACAUACACACAUACACACACUUAUGUACUCAGUAUAUUUGGGGCCAAGUUUGUUUGUUAAAUAGCGCUAUAUAAGAUAUAGAAAGAGUUAUAUAUACAAAAAACAAAAACACAAAAACUGAACGAAUUUGCUAAGCAAGGCAAUAACCAAUCCAUAGUUAUGUACUUGUAUGUCGCCCUCUAUAGUAGUUGAUGAAUGUUUAACAACAAUAGCAACAACAAAAACAACAAAAAAUGGAACCAACCACAAAACGUUAACUAAAAUCAAUUAUUGAUGAGCAAGAAUGUAGUGUAUUAGUAAUUAGAAGUUCAAAAAGCAAACAAAAAUAUACAUUAUUUUACGCAUAUGAUUAAAAAACAUAAACAAAAAAUGCUUCGCAACGUGGCAACGAAAGUCCGCAUGACUUUUCAAAAUAAAUGAAAUAAAUGAAAUAAAUAUUUACAUAUACAAACUAUAUGCAUAUAUAUAAAUGUAUAGUUGAAGACGUAUCGAAUAAUUAACUGAAAAGUGUUGCAACAAUUGCAUUGUAGUAUUGGUAAACAUGUAAAAAUGAUGUGCAUUAGUUUAGAUCUGUACGUUUUGUAGUAGUUUUUCGGUUAUCGCACUGAAACAUACAUAUAUAUUAAAUACCUGGGAAUUGUGUGGAGCAAAUACAUAACAUAUGGUUUAUAUAUAGUCUAUACAUAUUUACAUACGCGUAGCUCUUAAGCCACGCCACAAAACAAAUGGUCCAAUUAUUCAAUUAUUAAAAAGUAACAUUUAUAUUUACACAUAAAAGUGGAAACAAGAAAGAGAACGAAGUUACCCCACAAACGCAUAUAUUAUAUAAAUAUACAUAUAUAUAUAUUUUUAAUUGAAACGUUUUAUUACACCUUUUAAAAGCAAGAAUAUGAACAAGCAAAUUAUUGCCUUAAUGAGCAAAAACGAAACGAAACGCGUACCAAUUUAAAUCAAAUAGGAUUUCACUACACACGAACCUAAUGGCUUUAAACAAAACUAAGUAUAUACUAUAUACGCCUAUAUGUAUAUAAUUAUAUAUGACGACUUCUUUAUGUCCGUUAUUAUUGUCGCUAUUUUCUAAAACGGUUUUUGCAAUGCAAUUAAACGGAAGACGAAACAAAAGAAAAUUAAAUUAAUUCAGCAAAUUAUUUUUUGUGCAUUCCAAGUAUUUCAAAUAUUGCAAUUUUUUAUAAUAAUUGCAAAAACGAAUAACACAUAUGAUAGUUAUAUAA
Messenger RNA from Scaptodrosophila lebanonensis, 8447 nucleotides. RefSeq names its product afadin (gene cno). Bases 739 to 7182 code for a protein of 2147 amino acids. The transcript is spliced from 20 exons. The record is from RefSeq and is a predicted model, not a curated record. Gene Ontology annotation, molecular function: cell adhesion molecule binding. Gene Ontology annotation, biological process: signal transduction; regulation of protein localization. Lineage: Eukaryota; Metazoa; Arthropoda; Insecta; Diptera; Drosophilidae. Gene Ontology annotation, cellular component: adherens junction.